Molecule: messenger RNA, 1227 nt
Organism: Saccostrea cuccullata (small rock oyster)
Lineage: Eukaryota; Metazoa; Mollusca; Bivalvia; Ostreida; Ostreidae
Product: glutamate-rich protein 2-like
Exons: 9
Coding region: 28-909 (293 amino acids)
Source: RefSeq, a predicted model, not a curated record
AAUACUCAACGGGAAAACCCCUUUAAAAUGAGUGGACCAGACAGAAAAACGGAUCCUCUUCCCAUUCUUGGAGAAGAUGGAGCAGUUUAUCGUCAAGGCGGUGACCAAAAGAGAAUGCCACCUCCAGGUGCAAAUAAACCCCAGUCCAGAAGAACCCCAACUCCAACCAAACAGGUCACUCUACGGUCUGUCGGUCGAAGAGAUGAUUUACCAGGAUACGAGGAACCAGUAGAUAUGGAGGAAUUGAGGCAGUCUUUAAGUCGAGAGAAUUCAAGAAUUUAUGAACCAAGAGAAGAGAAGGAAAUUAAGGGAGCUAACUCCAUAAGAAAAGGGCACAGCUGCAGUCAUGGUGAUGGAAACAAAAAACCCUUUGUUGUUUCUACAAAUGUUUCCAGACCAAAACAGAAACCAGUGAACCUGAAAGAUUCACCAAAACCCAAACCCAAAGAGGAGCUACCACCAGAGGGUGCUGAGGGGGGUAAGGAGGACAGUAGUAGUGAUAGUGACAGUGAGGAGGAAGAGGAGAGAAAGGCCCCCAGUCAACUCCUCAUGGAGUUUUUGGAGUGCUUGAUGAAAAAAGAAUAUGUAGUGGCAGCCAAGCUGUGCAAGAUGAUUCUGAUUUAUGAACCAACACAUCCAACUGCUUUACAGUUUCAACCAGUAUUAGAAGAGAAAAUUCUCCUAGAUCAAGAGAAGGAAAAUGAGUCAGGAAGUGAUGAGUCUGGUGAUGAGGAAUCUGAUGAUAGUGGUGAAGAAUCAGAUGAUGAUGAUGAUGAAAGUGAAAGUGAUAGUUCAGAGAAUGAGGAGGAGGAGGAGGAGGAGGAGGGAGAGGAGGAAAGAAACAGUGGGGAUGAUUUCUUUGAUGAAUUCAAACACGAUUCUGGUAUUGUAUCAGCGUCAUCUGACUGAAGGAAAAAACUCUGUUGUCUUCUGGGUGUAUUUGUGCCAAUUUACCUGUACAAUGUCAUAUUUAUUUUCCAUGACUGACGAUGAUUCUAAACAAAAUGACCAUGGUCAAGGUGUUUAAUGUAUAAAUGUGUUCUGAUAAUGGUAUACAACUGUUGCACUUUUGACUGUGUUUUUGUACAAUCAACAUUACUCUGGUGUUACAUAUUAAAUGUUGUACAUUUAUCAAGGAGGCAGAUCAUAUUUGUGAAUGUUUUUCACAUCUGCCAUAAUUUUUUACUCUUCCGUCCAGCGACAAAUUUCCACUGAAAAUUUUACAUU